CUCCCUUCAAAACUUCCCUCUCUUCCUUUACAAAAUUUAGUACAAUCUGAAUCUAAUGGCCGAAGAAGAAUUCCAAGAGUCCGAGGUUAUAUUUUCCGACCACAGCAGCAAUCAUUACGGCACACAUGACGAGGAUGCUGCUGUUCAUGGUGAUGGGUCCUUCGAUUAUUACCAAGGUUUCUCCAAAAACGGCCGUGUUUCAGGUAACUACAACAAGUCCAAGAAAAAUACCAUGAAGAAGAAGAAGAAGAAAAAGAUGGAUGCCAGUUCACUUCCAGUUAACAUCCCACGUCAUCAUGGUACUACUGUUUUUCAUUGCGGUGAAGCUGAUGAUUUUGAGGAAGAGGAAGAAGGUGAGGAAGAGGAAAUCGUGCCUCCCCAUGUGAUAUCAGGAAGGAGAAUUGCUGGGAAAAUGGCGUUUUCGGUUUGUACUGGCAAUGGAAGGACGCUUAAAGGAAGGGAUUUAAGUCAAGUUCGAAAUUCAAUUCUUAGAAUGACAGGAUUUUUGGAAGCAUAACCCAUGGUCAAAUCUUUUUCUUUUUUUUUUCUCUUUUGGUAUUCAUUUCAGAAUUCAGAAAUGAAUUGGGAAAAAAUUGAUUUCCUUUGUUUUCUAGUGACAUGAAAAGAAAAAAAAAAAGAAAAUAAUUACAGUAGCACAUAAUUAUUGAUGAGUUUCAACAAUUAUUAGUAUUUCCCUUUGCUUAUUGCUUGGUUAAUUUCUAGUUUUUGUUUCAUGAUUAAAUUUCUUAGCUUG
This is a messenger RNA of Durio zibethinus, 754 nucleotides long. Its product is annotated as protein S40-2-like. The record is from RefSeq and is a predicted model, not a curated record. Lineage: Eukaryota; Viridiplantae; Streptophyta; Magnoliopsida; Malvales; Malvaceae.